This is a messenger RNA of Hirundo rustica (Barn swallow), 4229 nucleotides long. RefSeq names its product myosin binding protein C3 (gene MYBPC3). Gene Ontology annotation, molecular function: protein binding. The transcript has 34 exons. Bases 104 to 3916 code for a protein of 1270 amino acids. The record is from RefSeq and is a predicted model, not a curated record. NCBI's taxonomy places the organism in Eukaryota, Metazoa, Chordata, Aves, Passeriformes, Hirundinidae.
AGCGGUUCUUUAGGGGUCUCAAAAGCCCUGCAGUCACAGUCCUGUGUAACUCACGCCCUGCCUUCCCCAUGCAGCUGGGAGCUUCACCAGAAACAAAGUGAAGAUGCCAGAGCCCGUGAAGAAAACAGUUUCUGCAUUUACCAAGAAGCCAAAGACAACAGAGGUGACAGCCGGAAACACAGCUGUGUUUGAAGCAGAGACGGAAAAAUCUGGCAUCAAGGUGAAAUGGCAGCGAGCUGGCACAGAAAUUACCGAAAGUGAAAAAUUUGUCAUCAAGACAGAAGGCAACAAGCAUUCACUGACAAUCAAUAACGUAGGAAAAGAAGAUGAUGUGACAUAUGCUGUAAUAGCUGGAAGUUCCAAGGUCAAGUUUGAACUCAAGGUCAAGGAACCAGAAAAGAGCGAGACAGUCACUCCUGCAGAAGCUGUUCCAACCCCAGCUGCCUCAGAGUCACCUGCUCCACCAGCAGAAAGCAGCCAAAACACCAAAGUUUCACCUGCUGAGACACAGCCAGAGGAACCUUUGGAUCCCAUUGGGCUCUUUGUGGCACGACCACAGGAUGGAGAAGUUACUGUUGGUGGAAACAUCACAUUCACUGCCAAAGUUGCAGGGGAGAGCCUGCUGAAGAAGCCAGCAGUAAAAUGGUUCAAAGGAAAGUGGAUGGACCUGGGAAGCAAAGUGGGGCAACACCUCCAGCUACACGACAAUUAUGAUCGAAAUACCAAGGUGUACACCUUUGAAAUGGAAAUCAUAGAAGCAAACAUGACUUUUGCAGGAGGGUACAGAUGUGAGGUGUCUACCAAGGACAAGUUUGAUAGCUCUAAUUUCAACCUGACAGUCAAUGAAGCACCUGUCAGCGGGGACGUGGAUAUUCGAGCUGCCUUCCGCCGCACGAGCCUAGCAGGAGGGGGGAGACGGAUGACUUCAGCCUUUCUCAGUACCGAGGGACAUGAUGAUGGGGCAGAGUUUAAUUUCAGCUCCCUACUGAAAAAAAGCAGCUUCCUGCGCCCUUCAAACCGGGGUGAAGGAAAAUCUGAAUCACAAUCUGAUGUUGAUGUCUGGGAUAUCCUGAGGAAAGCUCCUCCUACGGAAUACGAGAAAAUUGCUUUCCAGUAUGGUAUCACAGAUUUGCGUGGGAUGCUGAAACGCCUCAAACGCAUAAAGAAGGAAGAGAAAAAAAGCACAGCAUUCCUCAAGAAACUGGAUCCAGCUUACCAAGUAGACAAGGGGCAAAAGAUUAAAUUAAUGGUUGAAGUUGCCAAUCCGGAUGCUGAUGUGAAGUGGCUGAAGAAUGGACAGGAGAUCCAAGUGAGCGGCAGCAAAUAUAUUUUUGAGGCUGUUGGGAAUAAGAGAAUACUGACCAUAAACCACUGUUCUCUGGCCGAUGAUGCAGCAUAUGAAUGUGUGGUAGGGGAUGAGAAGAGCUUCACAGAAUUAUUUGUAAAAGAACCUCCAAUCCUGAUCACUCACCCACUGGAGGACCAGAUGGUGAUGGUUGGAGAGAGAGUGGAGUUCGAGUGUGAAGUGUCUGAGGAAGGAGCUACUGUGAAAUGGGAAAAGGAUGGAAUUGAACUGACACGAGAAGAAACAUUUAAAUACCGAUUCAAGAAAGACGGAAAGAAACAGUAUCUCAUUAUUAAUGAGUCAACCAAGGAGGACAGUGGACACUACACCGUGAAGACCAAUGGUGGGGUAUCGGUCGCUGAACUGAUUGUGCAAGAGAAAAAGCUGGAAGUUUAUCAGAGCAUUGCAGACCUGACCGUGAAGGCACGUGACCAGGCAGUCUUCAAGUGUGAAGUUUCUGAUGAAAACGUGAAAGGAAUCUGGCUGAAAAACGGAAAGGAGGUGAUCCCGGAUGAGAGGAUAAAGAUCUCCCAUAUUGGCAGAAUCCAUAAGCUAAUUAUUGAGGAUGUAACACCAGAGGACGAGGCUGAUUAUUCCUUCAUUCCACAAGGAUUUGCUUACAACCUUUCUGCCAAGCUCCAGUUUUUGGAGGUCAAGAUAGAUUUUGUACCAAGAGAAGAACCCCCUAAAAUCCACCUUGACUGUCUGGGUCAAUCCCCUGACACUAUUGUGGUGGUAGCUGGGAACAAACUGAGACUGGAUGUUCCUGUAUCAGGAGAUCCAACACCCACUGUCAUCUGGCAGAAAGUAAACAAGAGAAACGACCUAGUUCGAAACAAUGAUGAUUCCAUGACUCCCUCAGAAAACAGCAGUGAUUUAAAUACUGAUAAUAAGCUCCUGUUUGAAUCUGAAGGCAGAGUCCGUGUGGAGAUGCACGAGGACCAUUGUGUCUUCAUCAUUGAAGGGGCAGAAAAAGAGGAUGAGGGAGUUUACAGAGUUAUACUUAAGAAUCCAGUUGGAGAAGAUAAGGCUGAUAUCACAGUCAAAGUUAUUGAUGUUCCUGACCCUCCAGAAGCUCCCACAAUCAGCAACAUUGGAGAAGAUUACUGUACUGUGCACUGGCAACCCCCUAAAUAUGACGGUGGGCAACCAGUACUUGGUUAUAUUUUAGAGAGGAAGAAGAAGAAGAGCUAUCGAUGGAUGAGACUGAACUUUGACCUUUUAAAAGAGCUAACCUAUGAAGCCAAGCGGAUGAUUGAAGGAGUGGUUUAUGAGAUGCGAAUUUAUGCUGUGAAUUCUAUUGGCAUGUCCCGGCCAAGCCCUGCCUCCCAACCCUUCAUGCCAAUUGCUCCUCCAAGUGAACCAACCCACUUUACAGUGGAAGAUGUUUCUGACAGCACUGUUUCCCUGAAGUGGAGGCCCCCUGAGCGCAUUGGAGCCGGGGGAUUGGAUGGUUACAUGGUGGAAUACUGCAAAGAUGGGUCUACAGAAUGGAUUCCUGCUCUUCCUGGCCUAACUGAGCGCACAUCUGCACUGAUUAAAGAUCUGGUCACGGGGGACAAACUUUAUUUUCGUAUCAAGGCUGUAAACCUGGCUGGAGAGAGUGAAGCAGCAACAAUAAAAGAGCCUGUUACUGUUCAAGAGAUCCUGCAACGUCCCAAAUUCUGGCUGCCACGCCACCUCAGACAGACUCUGGUGAAGAAAGUGGGUGAGACAAUCAACAUUGUGAUCCCUUUUCAGGGUAAACCAAGACCCAAAAUCACUUGGCUGAAAGACGGUCAAACUCUGGACUCUAAAGAUGUGGGAAUUCGGAACAGCAGCACGGACACAAUCCUUUUCAUCAGAAAGGCAGAGCUUCAUCACUCAGGAUCAUAUGAAGUCACUCUUCAGAUAGAAAACAUGUCUGAUAAAGUUGCAAUAACAAUACAAAUCAUAGACAAGCCUGGUCCUCCUCAGAACGUAAAGCUUGUAGAUGUUUGGGGAUUUAAUGCAGCCCUGGAGUGGACACCUCCCCAGGAUGAUGGCAAUGCUCAGAUCUUGGGCUACACGGUCCAGAAAGCUGACAAAAAAACAAUGGAAUGGUACACUGUUUUUGAUCACUAUCGUCGCACAAACUGUAUCGUGUCCGACCUGAUUAUGGGAAAUGAGUAUUUUUUCCGCGUCUUCAGUGAAAAUUUGUGUGGACUGAGUGAAACUGCUGCAACCACCAAAAAUCCUGCCCAUAUCCAAAAAACAGGCACCAUUUAUAAACCCCCUUGUUACAAAGAGCACGACUUCUCGGAAGCUCCUAAAUUCACCCACCCUUUGGUGAACCGCUCGGUGAUUGCGGGAUACAACACCACGCUCAGCUGCGCUGUCAGAGGGAUCCCCAAGCCAAAGAUAUUCUGGUUCAAAAACAAAAUGGAUCUCUCUGGGGAUGCCAAGUACCGCAUGUUCAGUAAGCAGGGGGUGUUGACCCUGGAGAUCCGGAAACCCACUCCCUUUGACGGUGGCAUCUACACCUGUAAAGCUGUGAAUGAGUGUGGUGAAGCUGAAAUAGAGUGCAGACUGGAUGUCAGAGCACCUCAGUAAAACUCUGAAUCUCAGUUGAUCUGCAAGUCAAGCAUUAGAAUGGAACUUGAAAAGAAGAAAAGGGAAGACAUUAAUGAAACAUAAUUUCUGCUCAUUUGUAGUCCUGCUCAUCUUAGAAGUCACUUAAUACACAUGUACAAGGAGGCAGCAGUGUCUUGUAAUGUCCUGCUUACUUGGUGUGUUUUCAGACAAAUAUUUCCCCUUUUCAUAUAUUUGUCAUAGUUAGAUUGCCCUUGUCUCCACAUCAAGAAAUUGAAAGAAACCAAGAGAAAACUUUUCCCCCUUACAUACAUAAAAUAUGUAUUAAAAAAUG